CAUGGUGCCAGACGGACCAAGCAAAACUCACACCAUAGAGGACGGCAGACAACCACACGAUUCCCCCCGGGGCAACGGCAGCACUUUAUCGCCACGGCAACCAAAGGCGAGCAACUCUUCCAAGACAACAGCCAACUCCAUCAACGGCAGCCAGGACUUGGCCCCGCCCCUGCUGGUGGAGCCCUCGCUGUCCUGUCCAUACGCCAACCCGCUCGCACCCCUGCCUCCCUCGGACGCGCCGCUCACCGUGGGCUCCUACCCCAGCGCCAAGAGCUUCCUGGGCAUGAGGGCUCGCGAGCUGUUCCGCAACAAGAGCGAGAGCCAGUGUGACGAGGAACAGCCGCCGACGCGCCUGGCCGGCCUCGCCCACGGCCUGAAGACUGAGCUGUGCGUGGAACCGCCUUUCCCAGGUUAUAUCGCCCCUGUCUGCCCCGCACCUUCCUCCAUCCUGACUCCGCCCCCUGCCCCCGCCCACGCUACUCCUCUUACCGUGCCCACCAAGGAGCCCCCUUCUGAGUCCAAGCAGCGGGCCUCCAGCCAGGAAAGCCCCCGCAGGAAGGCAGGCGGAGGACGGGGUCAGGCGGGCUCAGGGCGCCCCCGGCAGCAGCAGCUAAAGAUCAUGGACUAUAACGAAACACAUCACGAGCACAGUUAGAGACACGAAUUGAGCCGGGACGCGGGGCAGGGCGGACGUUGAAAGACUGAAGUUUAACGAUGAAGAAGAGCUACAAAUCAGCAAAAGAGUAACAAGUCAGCAACUCUUUGGAAUUCAGUGUUAUUUGUUCCAUUCCUCAGAGUGGACAACAGGAUUUCCCACAAUGUUUUUCUACUUUUUUUUUUGUAUUUUUUUAAUUCUAAAUCAUUCCCCUGACGAUUUUUGAAAAGGUGACAAGGAUACAACAAGUCCAUGUGUUGGAGAGGAGAGAUGCUAGUCUUACGGAUUUGUUGAUGAGACAAAGAUGAAAUCAAAGUUAUCAAUAGCUUAGAUGUGACACUGUGAGUCUCACGUUUAAAUGGUCAUUUCACCCAAACUGCAAAAAUCUUGCUUGGCGACAGCUGUAUAAAAGCCAUGCAGAUAGUCAGGCUUAAAUUAAUCCAAAUUCUCAGAUAUCUUUCUCUGAGAUUUCUGCCUGCGAAGCCAACACAAUAGAAAUUGAUGGAUUUGUGUUUUGUGAUGCUCAAGUCAUUGAUGAGUCCUUCCAGGAAUUUCACAGGCCGUUUUUUAGGAUUCUUACGACCUUCUUUCACGCCAGCUUUUCA
Molecule: messenger RNA, 1260 nt
Organism: Plectropomus leopardus (leopard coralgrouper)
Lineage: Eukaryota; Metazoa; Chordata; Actinopteri; Perciformes; Serranidae
Source: RefSeq, a predicted model, not a curated record